Ananas comosus (pineapple) is the source of this 2251-nucleotide messenger RNA. RefSeq lists its product as uncharacterized. The record is from RefSeq and is a predicted model, not a curated record. NCBI's taxonomy places the organism in Eukaryota, Viridiplantae, Streptophyta, Magnoliopsida, Poales, Bromeliaceae. Gene Ontology annotation, biological process: protein autoubiquitination; protein monoubiquitination; protein polyubiquitination. The transcript is spliced from 6 exons. Gene Ontology annotation, molecular function: cyclin binding; ubiquitin conjugating enzyme binding; ubiquitin protein ligase activity. Gene Ontology annotation, cellular component: nucleus; cytosol; ubiquitin ligase complex. Bases 45 to 1808 code for a protein of 587 amino acids.
CUCUCUCCUUCGUCGCCAAAACCAUAGUAGCAGCCUAGCAGGUCAUGGCGCUUCACCAGGAAGAAGAGGAGGCAACCCCAAAUCCGAACCCUAGCGAGAGAAAGAAGACGACGACGACGAUGACGAUGACGAUGACGACGACGAAGAAACAAUGGCGCUUCACGUGGGAAACGCUAGCGCACACCCCCACGCUCCGCCUUUACCUCUUUCGCUCCCCCGGCUCCACUGACCCCUUACCCUGUUGCUCUCACCUCCGUGCCUCCCUCUGCCUUGUUGAGUCCCUCCUCCUCGUCUCCUUCCUCGACCUCGAAGCACCAGCUCCAGCGUCAUCGGCGGCGGCGGUCGGUCGACAGGUUGUUCUUAGGGUUCCGGUCCCUAGGGUUUUGAUCGAUCCCGGGUGCCCGGUUGAGUGCGUGGCGAAGAGCGAUCAUUUUGAGAUCAAGCUGGCUCUCAUCGUUCCCGUGGAUCACCCGCUGAUUAAGGAGUUCCGAGGUGCGCUUGAUUCGGAUCGGGAUGUAAUGGGGUCUUCAGAUUAUGAUCAGGUUCUGCUCUCGAUGAAUGAUGAUUUAAAGAGCAUUUCUUCUGGCGGGGUUGAUUUUUACUGCAAUACUUGUUCAACAAAGUUGACAAAACAACCUUUAAGCUGCAUUGUGGAAAUGCCGUCGUCAAACUGGCGAGAGGUGGCUGACAAUUGGUUUGGCAACUGUUGCUGCUCAUUUGCAGGUGCAAGUGAGAAACUCGUGUCUGAAUACAUCAAUUCUCACUAUUGUUCAGAAGGAACCGCUCUUCUUGAUGCUGCUUCAGUUAUCAUCUCUCAGAAUGAUCUUGAGGGUCAGAAUGAUCUUGAGGGUCAUAAGUUUCAAGAAAUCUUAGAAAAUUAUUUAGGGAACGAAAUAGACGAUUUAGUGCCUGGAGGUGGUUCCGUUAAUCGAAAAGGAGGCCAUUACAGUAUCAUUGAACAGAACAAUGAGACUUAUGAUGUGGCUGAACCUAUCUUGGUAGAGAGCGGUAGUGACAUCAAUGUAGGCCCAUGCCACUGUUGUUCUGACAGUAAAUAUAGUGAGAAAACCUGUCAUGAUAUUUCAAUUGCAACUAAAAUGAAUGAGAAAAUUGCAUCUAAUUUGGUGUUUCAAAGUAAUCGGAAAUUGGUAAAUGAGAAUCCAUUUCUUGGUGGUGGAUUUGUUAUUAGAACCUUCGACCUUUCAAAUGAUGUGGAGUGGACUGAGUUUUUUUGUAAAAACUGCUCAUCGUCUCUUGGGUCAUACCCUUCUUCGAAAAGCUCAAAAGCUCCAGUUGAUUGUGGGAUUCGGCUUUUUAAGUGCUAUAUUUCUACUGGCAUUCCUGCUGGUGGAAUUCAUGAUGUAUUCAGGAAACAUACUCUGGAAAGAGUCUUUGUAAAUCUGCUACUCGAAAGCGCUGAAGAUGAAAUUUCAUUUCGAACAGUUGUAAGGGAUGUGCAAUCCAAAGAUCCCAUGCUGCAAUUGGUUCUCCUAAGUUCAAAGGCUUGGUAUUCCACUGGCUAUUGCUUUGAAAAUGAUGCUAAUAGGCCACUUUGUGCAGCAGAUCUUCAACCUGUUGUUAAGCUCUUGUUUUCAGGCUGUAGCACUACUGUAUCAGAAGAUGACUCAAGGCUUGUGGAGGAGUGGUCGAGAAGAAAUCAUGCUGAAGAGGUGUACAUGCUGAGGCGUCAGAUAGAGGAGCUUAUCCAAUCUCUCAUUUCUGCUGUGAACAAACUUCCGCCUUCUUGCUCUUCUUUGCAAGGAAUGUAUCUAUCCUGGUUGGAACGGGCAACCAAAAGGUUGAGCUAAAUCGAGCCAAGCUGUUUUGUACUGGAAUGGAAGUUAAAUCUCGAGGCUGAUUUUGAUGUUCAAGCUCAGGUUAUUUGAAUUUCCGUCGGGUUUGGUCUCUCCUCGAUGUGUCUAUCUGACUUAGCUCCAGUCUAUUACUUUUGAUAGUCAUUAGAGGACUAGAAGAUGUUUCAGAAGAGAUUGGUUAGGGAAAAGCUUUCCUUAUAGCAGUUAUUCGAUGUAAGGUGAUAAACUAAGCUUUUUGCUGCUUUCACCAUUUAGCAAAGUGAGAGCCUUGCUCCAUUUCAGUUUUGAUGCUUUUGGUAUCCUCAGCGCCAAUUGUUGAUGUUUGUUUACUGCUAUUUAACUGUUUAAAACCUUUAUACUUGUUUCAAUGAAGAGAAUUGGAGAGAAGAGAAAAGAAAAUAAAGGAAAAAGAAGAAGAGAAGAUAGAAGAAAUAGAA